CAGUUGCCCUUGAUUUUAACCUUCGUUGGAUAACUAUGACCUGGAUGACUGAGAAUCUUCAUAGACAUCUUACCUAAAUUUAGCUUUAUUUCUCAAUUUUAUCAUAACAGACGACCCACGAACGGAGAUUCGGCGGGCCCGUCGCACUGCUGUAUUUUAUUGAGAAUGUAUUGUAGUUUUUGAGUACAUUUAAGUAUGUUAGCACUGUGACUGAAUCAGGCUUGCCUGACCUGGUCUUGUUCAGUGCAGAGCUGCCUUGCUUACACAAACUGAACAGGCAGGUGUCAUCCUGAAGUUUCUUGAAGGUCUUCAGCGUAAUCUGAUUCACUGUAUACAACAAAAACACAAAUAUGUAUUAAAAUAACUGCAAAAAUAUUUAUGCCUCCCCCAAAAGGGCGCUCGCAUAGAAGGCCUCUCCGUCUCAAAGUCCCGGGCUGAAUUUCAGUCCCAGUACAUUCCUGAAAAGUACAAUAUUUGAGUGCAAAUGAGACGGAUGUUAAGUAUGUAAAAAUUUGCACAGUACUUGAGUACUUGUAAAUGUACUUACUUUCCACCACUGCACAUUGGAAGACUGGACUGAAGAUUUAUAAUUAGAUUGUACUUAUUUGCAUCAGCUUUUAUCCUAUGUUACAACCUUUAAGAGCCUCAUGUGACCAUGUUUUUACACAGUAACUGAAAAAUCUUCUUUUCUUUCAAAUGAGACUAAAAACACAACAACUCAUGAGCAUGUUUUGUUUUAAUCCAGUAUAACUUUGGUUUCUUUGUUCAACUCUGACAUAAUAACCGCCAUAUUGAGUCCCCGCUUUCUGCCACUCUGGCUUGUAUUGCUGAUUGUUUAAACUAGCCCAUCAGAUUGCAAUAUGGAGCUAGAUUUCCAGAUCUGUCAGAGACCAUUUUGACAAGAAAAUCUUCAAGUAGCAACACGUGCAAUCAGGCCUGACUCAAAACCCAGUCAUACUGUAACAUGAAGCUUGCUGGUUUAUUCACCACCACCACCACUGCCAAGCAAUAAUAGACGUUGUGCAAUACAGCAAAUGCACUCCUGAACCUGUUCUUUCUGCUGAGUUGGCAGAUAUUUAUAAAAACAAAAAGCAUGACAAAAGAUGAAGACAAGCAGCUACUGUCACUAGUUUUAUUCUGACCUCUUUUAUUAUUAUUUAUUGGAUAUGGGUUUAAAGGUUAACCACCUACAGGAUGGACCUGUCACUCUGUGGGUGUGUUUAGGGUGUGAACACAACCAAUGAACACAUCCACUGUCUCCCUUGUGACACUAUUUGUCACAAAGGAGAGUGGAUCCUGAAUAUUUGCUCAGCCCGCGUUCACUGGAUUCUUAUCAACUUUAAUAGCAGAGCUAGUUAGUGUCACCUGGCUCUGUUACUCCAUCUUGGACUGCAGAGGGAAAAAUGGGUAGAAGAAAAUGUGUGAGGAUGAAAAUGCGGCGACACAGGGUGUUCUUGCUGUGCACAGUGGGCCUGUGUGUCAUCUCCUUCCUCCACUACUACAAGGCUCUCCACUACGUCUCCCUACUGCGUGAGCUCUCCGCUCCGUACCCAAACAUCAAGUCCUUCAUCAUGGUCACCGGCUUUUUCUGGAGGGAGAAGGGUGUGGCCACCACCCCGCUCAGCCCCGCCUCUCCUGAAGAGGCCCCUCCCCUACCUGUUCUCCAUCAAUUGGACACCAAAGCUAGAGCUGUGGCUGGAGGAGGGGUGGGUCUGGGGAUUGGGGGUGUAAUGGUUGGAAUUGUUGGCAGUGAAGGGCGGGAGAUGAGGGAGGAGCCGGCGCCCCCCCACCCUUGGGAAAAACCAGAGGAGAACCAGCGGGGAGACACUCCAAAUGAGGAGAGAGCUGAAGACCACUUGAAGCCACGGAAACCCAGCAUCCAAGCCCAACAUGUUGGGCCUGACAUCCCAAAGGCCCCAUUGGUGGCAAAAGAGCCUCAUGUGGUGUUCAUCAAGGACCCCUUAGAAACUCUGGGAGACCUCCACACCCGCAAACACCAACUUCAUGAUGACAAAACACCUUACUUUGUCCGAACCAAAGCUGGAGCCCUUUGCUUCAGGCAGGGGACAGAAAUGGCUACCCCAAAGGAGUACUCUGGGAAAUCAGGGGGGUCUGUGGCCAAUGGGGCUGAGGAAGCUGCUCGAGUUGGGCCUGCUGCGCAACGCAAACCUCUGGAGGUCCAGCAGCAGCCCUCUGUAGCUCCAAAAGCCAAGGCCAGGGCCAGAGGCAAUGGGAAGCGGUUGGUCAAAUGUGUGUGUCGGCCGGGUUGGCACGGACCUUACUGUGGGGUUCCCACCAUGGUGUAUCACUCCAAUCUGCCCACUAAGGAGCGGCUGACACCCAGAGGAACUCCGCGGAGGGUGAUCAAUGCCAUCAACGUUAACCACGAGUUUGACCUGCUCCAUGUACGCUUUCAUGAGCUCGCCCAAGCCGUUGAUCUGUUCCUUGUUUGUGAAUCCAACUUUACUGCCUACGGAGAGAAACGGCCUCUCAGUUUCCUGCGGCUCCUCCUCAAUGGCACGUAUGACUACAUACGUCACAAGAUCCUGUACGUGUUCCUUGACCACUUCCCAGAGGGUGGUCGACAGGACGGCUGGAUUGCUGAUGACUACUUGCGUACCUUUCUGACACACAAUGGCAUGUCCAGGGUGUUGGGCGCAAGAUCGGACGACGUAUUUGUCAUCAAUGACGCAGAUGAAAUCCCUUCACAUGAGGGCCUCCUUUUCCUCAAGCUGUUUGAUGGCUGGACAGAACCUUUUGCCAUCCACAUGCGCAAGUCACUGUAUGGAUUUUUCUGGAAGCAGUUUGGUUCUCUAGAGGUAGUAUCAGGCUGCACAGUGGGGAUGCUUCGCGAUGUCUACGAUGGCGACGGUAUCAAGCUCCGCCGUCGCGAAUACUACACCAUGCCAGGUUUCCGUAAGUAUGAGAAUGACACCGGCCACAUCCUGGUGCAAUGGUCAGUGGGCAGCCCCUUCCACUUUGCUGGAUGGCACUGCUCCUGGUGCUUCACGCCUGAGGGGAUCUACUUCAAGCUGGUGUCAGCGCAGAACGGAGACUUUCCACGGUGGGGUGACUACGAGGACAAGCGUGACCUCAACUACAUCCGCGAUCUGAUCCGGACAGGGGUCUGGUUCGAUGGCUCCCUGCAGGAAUAUCCCCCUGUGGACCCCAAAGAGCACAUGUACGCCCCCAAGUACAUGCUGGAGCACUAUGACAGGUACCGCUACCUCCUGGAGAACCCUUACAACAAAGUGUCCAGACUGAGUGAGCGCUAGCAAUUCAGCUAGAACAAGCUAUGUGAAAUAACUAGCAAAGCCAGAGUGAGGCCUCAGAAUUUUGGGGGGCGGAACAGUACUGAUGAACUACAUCUCUCAUUGGAGCGAUACUACGAGUAUCUCCACCAGGCAGCACUGAUGUUGCAAGGAUUUAAUCUCUUAAAAAUCAUUAUUAAAAAAGGGUCAAAAAGGGAACACUUAAUCACAUCCACCAUGGAUUUACAGAGAGAUUAUUAAGAGGAUACAACCACUGGAUAAACAAAAUCAAAGAACUCCUCAUUUUUCCCUUUUUGGGGGAGGAGCCAAGCUAUCUCUCUUUUUUUGUCAUCCUGCUCCUGUCCUCCCUUACUUCACCCGAGCCAAUAUGACAUACCUGCUGUCUGAGAGAAAGGCACUGUUUCGAGGUAAUGGAAGGGUAUUUUUGGAGCCAUUUGAAACCUGUGGAGACAAGAAACUUGGAAGUAAAGGAUUGGGGUUUUUUUUGUUUGUUUCUGUCUUUGUUCAUUAAAGUUUACGGACUGGCUGAUGUUCCCGCUUCACUCUCCACCUUCAGAUGUCUUCCUGUCAUAUUUGGUGACCUCCUUCCAGAAACAGACAUACAUUCAGAUAUUAUAUUAUUCUUGGGUCUCAGUAGCAAUUUAUAAGUCCUUUUAAACCCCGCUGGAGUACCCACUGCCAAAUGAAAAGGAAUGACUUGAUGGAGGUGUUUCAACUAAUUCAUAUACUCGCACUCAUUCAAAUGCACCUUAGACCUGUGUCUGUGUGUUUGUAAAAAAAAAAGUGUGUGUGGUCUGUCUUUGUAUCAUAUUGUGAGGUUUUGGGCUGUGAAGGGGAUACAAGAUCAGCGAGAGGAAAAGGAAAUUGAGAAAGAAUCAUCGGGGGGGACGGGGCAGAAAGACCAGGAGAUGGGAAAACAGCACAGGCGAGACAGCAGGCAAGGAAAGAAAGGAGAAUAAUGAGGGAGGAAGAGAGCGGUGAUGAAAAGGAAUGAAAGAAAAGGAGGCUCUCUCGACGUUCUCUUUCCCACAGUGUCUACUGAUGUAUGAGUGUGCAGAAUGUGUGUCCCUCAGAGCUUACAGACAGCUCUGAAUAAAUCAUGCUCUGUCAUGCUCCGUUAUUGUUUGUUCGAUGAGAACAAUUGAGACCAGUUGGGGAAAGCUUCACCCGUCAGUUUCGUCUCUUGGUCUGUCCAGCAGCUGAGAUGACUUUGUUUCCUUGGAAACUAAAGUACGGGAAAGAAGAGAUGGGUGUUGUCAAGAAGAGUGGGUUGGUUCACAUCAGGCAAGGAGCUGUAGCAUUCAGACGAGGUCAGCACUGAUUGUAAGUCCCCUCAGUUACAUAUUCCUCUUUCUCCUCAGCUGUCAAUCAGCCACGCUCUGAAAAUGACUCUUCUAAGCCUUUUCUGUCUUUCUCCUGUCCUCUUUCUUUCUUUCUUGUUACACUGUUAACGUUUCCUUUCUGUGGUGUUGGUUUCCUCCUAAUCCUCAUUAACAAGGCGCAUUUUUCUCUAUUCAGUUCAAUUAUUUUUCUCUCUUUCUCUACACAUUCACCUCUCUGUCAGAAAUGCCCAACUCUUCCUCUAACUCCCCCUCCCUCACACACUGGGUCUCACACUCCAUUUUGGAUGUGUAUCUAUUUCCUCUUAACCCUCACAAAAAUGCCCCAUUUCAAUAAUAGGGGUGUAUUUACCUUCUCUCUGCCUCUUUCAUUUCCCCGACUCGACAGGACAGGACAGGGUUGUUGUUACCAUGGCGAUGCCAACCCUGUGCCCACACAUAACUAUCAUCUAAACAUUUAGGCAUGAGCGCUCAUGCCCCUUUCCUUCUCCCUGCUGUACAACAGCUGUAGAUGUGGCUAAACGCCUAAAUCCCCACCCCACAUUGUUCGGCAGAGGUUGUGAACAAUUCGGCGAGCAUAUUUUUCUCUGUUGGUGUGUGUCAUGUGGGCCGAAAAUAGCAUGGGGACUGGGUUACUCUUUUGUCAAGUACAAGCUAUUAACAAUGCUGGGGAGCAGUUAAGGAAAGAAGAAAGCUAAACAUGCAGCAGCGUGAUGAAAGCCUCAGGUUACUGACUCUCUGAAAUUUUGCAGAACUUGUGUGAGCGUAUUUAUCAGCCCGUCAUAACGCUGAGUUUUCAUGGCUGUGAGCUUAUAGUGGGAAAAGCAGAUUAGCCAACAGGCCACUGACAGUUGUGUCGUGUCUGUGCUGCGGCAUCGAUGGCAGCACGGUCUGCGGCGGCAGCUGUUAGGGGUUUGGUACUGGUGUUGAGAGCCAAACUCCCACCCUACUCCAGAAGGGCUGCAGAGAAAUGAGCUUUAAAUAGGAUUUGACAUUAGACGACAGAGGAGAUGACAACAAUGCUGGAUGUGACGUUUUUUGUUCCUAAAUUAGAUUUUCUGCUUUUUGACAAGGCAAUGAUUUAUAAUGAUUGAUGGAACAAAAAUGAAACAUGAUGAAUUUUUAACGAAAGUAGGCAACUUCAGUGUUGGGUUAACACUUUAACAGAAUGGAAUCAGACUAAAAUUGGUGGCUGUGGACAGUUUUAGAUUUAAUGAAUUUUUCUGCUGUUUGGCAAUUUUGUGUCCACUCUAUGGAUUUUUAAAACAAUGUUUUCAGUACAUCCCCUCCUGAAUUAAUGUUUUAAGGAAUACCUUUUGAGCUUUUCUAGCAAAAGAAAUACCAUUUGUGAAUGUUUUCUGGUGUCAACAGUUAACAUGAAGCUGACUAAAGUAUGUAAUUUGAUGGUGCAAAAAACAAACAACACUUGCCUCCCUCCCUCUGCUCAUUUCAAGGCCACAAACCACAACCUUGUGCAUUCUCUCUCUCUCUCUCUCUCUCCCUCUCUGUCUAGUGAUAAAUAAGGUCAUCUUAUUUACACGCUGCCACAUGCAAAAAACAAGAAGUUUGUGCUUUAUAGCUAAACGUCUUCUCAGAAAUGUGACCACAGGGUUGUCUGUUCAAUCCCAUCAAGGGUUGGGUUGUGUGUUUGUGUUUAAGCUCUGCCAAGAGGCAUUUAACCAGAGUUAACUUCCAACUCCAGCUGCCUUCUGCAAUCAGGCUGCACAUCUGGUGAACAGUGUGUGUGUAUGUGCAUAUCGGUAUUUAUGCUAUGCACAAAUAAUUUGUGUUUGUGUGUUUGUGUUAGACAGACAGAGCGACUCAUGCCAGAUAAGGGUGUCUGGCCUGCUGAUAGACAAACCAGGGUUACUUCACUCAGCCUGUUGCCCCAUUAUCGUCAUGGCAACGAUCCUCUUGUUGAAUUCCUGAGAUCCCUAACAGCCUGAGGUCAUCAACCAAGAUAGCAGACCAAUAGGAUAAGAGGUGAGGGAGAGCAGAGGGCAGAUGAUUGGGGGAAAUCACAAACCCUUUGAUUCUUUUCAACUUAAUUCUACGGACACAACCUGACCUGGGUGAAAAAUGCAAAACCUCUCAUUGCUCAGUUGCAUUGAGAAAAUGUUACAGCACAGCAGAGCCAAGAAUAGUGACACACCCGUAGUAUACACCAUUAACAAGCACACACCUUUCUUUUUAUAUGGUUUGUUAUUGUUUUUCACUGAUUUGACUGACUCAUCACAGCAUGCAGGCAAUUUGCAUGAGGAGCAGAAAAGGUAGACAGAAAAACACUUUUUUUUAAAAUCACCAGUACCAGGAAUAAAACAUGAAUAGGAAAUGUUUUUUUUUUGGUCUAAGCAGACAGAAGAAAACAAGAAAAAGAGGGAGUCCUGUUUCAAACAAAGCCAAGGCUUGAUGAAUGGAGACUCGAAUCCUAAAUGAGACAUUUCGGAAAUAAUGCUUCCACUGCUGUUCCCAAUGACAGUCUUAUUGGAUAAAGCGGGGGUUAUGACACGGGGAGAGGAGGGAGGUAAUAAGCUUGACCAAUCGACUUUGAUUUUUCCUUUUUAUGAGAGAAAGUCAUCGUCGUGCAGAUGAAACGAAAACCAUCCAAAUGAAGGGAGUAGCUCAUCAUCCCUGUAAGAGGAAAUCUAUAAACCACUGACAGUUAAAGUGAAAACGAGGUUGUGAUGUUGAACCAUUGGAGCGGUGUUUGUUCCACAUCGCUAGGCUCAAAAUGGAUUUACUAUGUUUUGAGGGGCUUUGUCUUGCUCAAAGACAUUUCGGCAGAUUGUGACCACGCAGCAGACGUUUUAGCACUUAAACGGUGACCUGUGACAUUUACAUUACAGGACAGUUUUGACUAGUCGCAGCACCGGCCUGGUGCCUUUUGUCAUGAUCAAAAUAAAGCAAUAACAUAUGGCAAAGGAAAUAGCCGCAGCCUAUAACAACACACAGUGAAGAUUUUUGAUGAUUAUUUAAAGCAUUUUCAACAUUUUGAAUUGUGUCAAAAAUUUGACCAAAUAUAUAAGCUUUGAGUUUUUAUUUGAUAAGGAUUUUUUGGACUGUCUGCCAACAAAAAAAACUGCAAUAAACAUGGCAUCUUGCUUCAGGUGAUUGGAACAGAGGGAAUAAAUUAAAACUGUAUACGAGACGGGGUGAUGGGGCUGCAGACGGCAGAGGUUUGGAGUUGUGUUGCUAGGAAACAGUUCAGGCGCCGUCUUUAUUUCCUGUCAGUUAUUGAUAUUAGCAACAGGAAACAAACUUAGACCCAUUUGGAUUGUUAAUGUUUUAAAUUGGAGUGGUCUAAACAGAGGAUGUCAGUGAGUGUUUUCGAAAUAAGUAUUUAUAUUGUUGUAUACAUACUUUGGUAUAUCAGGCCACUCUCAGGAUCUAGUUCUUCUAAAUAUUGGCAAAUAAGGUCAUUUUCCCAAGAAGUUGUCUUAUCACGACAUAUUUUCAUAAAGAAGAUCAAUUUAUUGAGUUGUGUAGUAUUAUUCUUGAGCAGGUUUUAUAUACCUUAAAACUUAAAGGGGCACUCUAAUGAUUUUGCACUUACAUAAAGGUGAGGGACACAGAUUAAAAAAAGAAUGAUAAAAAUUUGGUCGAUAUAUCCUCCAAGAGGACUUCAGAUUUCCCAUAUUUGCAACUCAAUAGCAUCUUUUUGCUACACCUUUCUGCCUAGUAAAUGUUGUCUUACAAUGCCAUGCAACAAGUUUAUAACACAGGCUUUUUGUUGUGAAUUUUUAGUCUCCAAGCCCAAACUGAUCAGAAAGAUCAUUCUAAAAACAUUUUACAGCAGUUCUCACAGGUGUGGGACUAAACAUGGCUAGUAAACCGAUGUGUGUAUGUGUCAAAUAAGUCAAGUGAAGUGCCCAUUUAAUGUAUCCCAAGGCUAGACAACUUUUAAGAUACAGAAAAUUGUCACAAAAAGCAGCCUUCAAAAUCCCCAUUAUCAGUCCAACCCUCUUUUUAGCACACACACUAACCAUCAACACAUGUUUGUAGCAUACAGCACAAUUCAUUGUGGGGUUAUCUUAUACAGAUGUGUGUCUCCAGGGCUGUGUUGCCCCACCACAAUCACCCCCCAUCUGUUGUUGUGAUUGUGGAGCGGCUGACUAGCUGCCCGUCUACAGGGCUUGCAUGCCUUCACGGCUCUGGUCCCCCGCCAGUCCUGUGGCUUUCAACGAUUGAUCUUUUCCAAGAAACAUUAGCAGCAGGCAGGCCGGAAAUCAAGGAGGGUGUGGGGCGCUGAGAAAGGAGGGUCAUUUUACUGGGGUCCCUUUUUGACUUAGUUCUAAAAGUAAUUUUUCUUUCUCUCUGUGGCUCAUACAUGGAUCUGGAAUGUGUGGAAAUCUUUAGAAAAAUUAGAAAAAAUGCCAAGUCCUUAAUUUUGACUCGUCAUCUCACACAUUUUAGUUUAGUUUAUACGUGUGAAGAACAGUUUUUGUCGAUGGAACAUUGUGGCUGAAACGCUUCAUAUCAAAUCAGGAAAUUAAAUUGGGAUUUUGAAAUAGGAACCAGCACACGCCUCCUGCCAGACCACAGCAGAAAUCUGCUGCUGUUGUCAUUUUUGCUGUAAACAUGUUCAUUUUCUUCAUGAAAGCAACGGAAAGCAGUCACAUUCCACAAGCUGAGCAAUCGCAUUAACUUCGACACCUGCAAAAAUGUGUCACCACUGAUUGGAAAGUACUUGAUGUUACUAACCACAAGCAUUGGCCAAAACAAGUGCAAGUUAUUAUCCUCCCAUUUUGCUUAGUUGGACUUCAGGGCUGGAUUUGUUAGUGUUAGGCUGAAACACUACAAGUAGUAUUAUAGGGGUCAAUUUACUCAAAUUACACAACACUUCCCUCUAGUGCUACAGUAUCAAGGAAUUGAACAGAAUUUCAUUUUUAAUGGUUACAGCUUUGAAGAUUUACAUUUAAUGUCUUUCCAGCUUUCCUUGAAGCUAUUUUCUACCCAGUAAAUACUCCCUAUGAAAACUGUCAACCUAAUAUUCUGUGGAUUAGGAGACACUGUUGGCAAGACUACUAGAAUUAAGUGAGAACAUUUGGGUGUACUGGCCCUUUACACCAUAAAAAAGGUUUUUGUGAACCAUAAAUGUUAAAUUCUUCCACUGAGAAGUAAAAACUUCCUCAGCAAAUCAAUUGGGCACAGCGCAGUUGUGUUCAGUAAAGCAGGCAACUUGCGUAAAAGUUGCAUGGAAAAUAAUUUACCUUAUCACGCAUUGAAGUGGGCUCCAAAACAACAACAAAACCCAUUAAAUUAAGCAGCAGUUUAGAAGCAGUGUUGAAUAUAAAAUAAUGGAAACAUUUGUAAUGAUGACUGGAAAAUUUCCUCUGUAAACAUGCCACGUUUUGUCUGACGAAUGUGUCUGGCAUUUAUAACAGCGAAAUAGGAGAGGUGUGUGAGUGAAUCAGGACACAUAACACGUCUGAAUGCGUUCCAGGACAGAUUGUUGGCUUCGGGGUGGAUGCAGGACAAGUCUGGUCCAGGAGUCCAUAUGUUGUGACACUGCAGAUCAAAAAGAAGAAAGUCAGUGUGGCACUGCAGAGACAGAUGGACGCAGUGACACAUACGCGUGCGAAAUGUCGGGCAUAUAGACAAGCCGACACCUGGCUACAGAUCAAAUGCCAUCAGAAACUGGAGGGGAAGGGAGGAGUGUUGAAUGUGUGUCUCUCUUUGUGUCGAGCGUACACUAUAUGGCCAAGAAUAUGUGGACAACACUAUCAGCAUUAUUUGCUGUAGUUUGGUUUGGGGUUGUUUUUCAUGAUUAAGACUAGACCCAUUGGUUUUAAUCUUGGCAAAACAGUGAAUAACUGCAUUUCCCAAAAUUUCAAACCUUUCCUUUAAUGCCCAACAAGUGUUAAUCUGUUAUAUCUGAAAUGUGUGGGUGUGGUUUGAUCAGAUUUGACUGACUUCUGAAUCAAAUGUCACUAAAUCCUGGUUGGUUCAGGGACUUAGGGGACUUUACCUUUUUGAGUCCCGCCCACUUCAAACUGGUGGAAGAGCACAGAGGAAAUAAAUCUUGGAUGUGAAAUAACCAAAAGUCUUCACACUUUGGCAGAAUAUUGUGUAGUCACAUUGCUAUUUUAAAUGGCUUCUUCCUGUUUCAACAUGACAAUGCCCUAGUGGUCAAAGUAAGGUCCCUAAAGGAAUGGUUUUCCCAGAUUGCUGUGGAAGAUCUUGACCUCAACACCAUCCAACACCUGUGGGGUGAAUUGAUCAAUGUUCUUGCGGCUAAAUGGCCAAAAAUCUCUGUGGCCCCGUUCCAAACUCUUGUGAACAGCCUUCCCAGCAGGGUAGAAGCUGUUAUAGCUGCAGAUUAAUGAUGGUUUUGGAGUGGGAUGUUCAACAAUCACAUAUGGGUGUAAUUUCAGGUGUCCACAUACUCUUGUCCAUGUAGUGUGUGUUUAUUCCAUUUUGCGUGCAUGAUCUACUUUAGUCUACCUGCAAUGCUCAGAAACUUGCUGUCCCUUAGCGGCCCGACCUAAACUGAGGCAGAGAAGGAGAGGGUGACAUGGUUAGAAAAAGGCAAAUGAAGGGAAGGGAAGGGAAGGGAAGGGAAGAGUGAGGGAAAGAGCGUGAGGGCGAACCUCCAGAGGGGUUUGAAUUCCCUGCAAUCAGAAACGGGAACAGCGAUGGAAAGAGGGAGUAACUGAUCCUUACAAUCACAGACUUUCCACAUUUGUAGUCUACCCUUUUUUUUGGUUUGGUUAUGUUUUGCACCUAUGCUUUUGUGUGAAGUCAAUCGAUAUGUCUUUCUUUCUGUUUGAAAAGUUUUAAUGUUGUUUUUGGUGGAAAUGGAGAAACUGAGAGGCAAUCAUUUUUUAUUUUAGCCCUCUGUUUUUCUGUUUAACUUUGUUUUUGUACCUCUUUGUAACUCCAUCCACUUGGCAGCUUGAUAUUUAAUGUCUUUUAAGGCGGUGUGUGUGUAUGUCCGAGUGUGUGUGUGUGUGUGUGCGUGCGUGUGUGUGUGUGUAAGCUCAUAAACACUGUCUCAGCCUACGGCUAGAAUAGACUUCCAGUCCACCUCACAGAUUUUUUACCUCCUUUGAUGCUAUAAAGGGGACUUCAUACUGUGGCAGGCCUCUUGUUUGCUCUCUGUUGUGUUGAUGACAAACUUUUUCUUGUGACCUUAACAGCAUCACAUAACCACUUGAUUUAUGACUUUGUUUUGACCUUUUUAUUUGAAUAUUUUUUCAUGAUGUACUCCAUUUCCUACCUUCACACAUGGCGCAACGUAUACAGUUGACACUCACAGAUAACUACAGCCAACACAUACACACAAAGACACGCAUGUAGUACAGCCUCUGUUUUUUACUGAGGUCUGGUUGUGGCCACUUCCUCUGCUGGUCAAACAGGCAGACUACUGUAGCUGCUCUGUUUGUGCCCUCGCUGUUAUGUGAUCACUAUGAAGGCUACCAUUGUGUGACCAAAAAACAUUUUUGUUGUCGCUCAGCCACUCAGAACCGGUUUGGGCCAGAGCCCCGACCUAAGAGGAACCCAGCAUACGGGGAAAAAAACUGCCAUUUUUGCCCUCAUCUUUUCUUUAAUGUUCUGUGUCUGACUGACAGCAAAGUGGUGCUGGUAUUAUGCUCUUUGUUUUGUGUUCAGCAUUUUCCCCCUCUUUAUCUCUGAUAUCCUCUGUUUUUUUUGUCCCUCCACAUAGACAAAGAUGUAAAAAACUGAUAAAAAAGAAAGCGAUGAUUAUUUCUUUUGAAAAAAAAAAGGUUUUUUUAUUUGAGUUGCAUGCCGAAAUGCAUAUAGUAUUUCUGCCUGUAAAACUAUGAAUUGCACCUUAUUGGAGGGAUGUGGUUUUGUUUUGUUUUGUAAUGCCUACGUAAAGAUUUUUUAUUUUUUGUUUAUUUUUAAUUUUGUUAAAAUGUUACUGUUAGCUAGUCAGGCAAUAUAUUGUAUCGUAAACAGGGUUUUGAUUUUGCAUAUUAAUACCAGGUUUCAUCAUAAUUGAUUUAGUCACUGGUGUUUGUUGUGGGACGGCUUCAUUAAGCAGCAUCAAAAGAUAGGCCACAAAAGGGGUGAACAUACAAAAAGACUUAA
Molecule: messenger RNA, 12667 nt
Organism: Micropterus salmoides (largemouth bass)
Lineage: Eukaryota; Metazoa; Chordata; Actinopteri; Centrarchiformes; Centrarchidae
Gene: mgat3b
Product: beta-1,4-mannosyl-glycoprotein 4-beta-N-acetylglucosaminyltransferase b
Exons: 5
Coding region: 1404-3275 (623 amino acids)
Biological process (GO): N-acetylglucosamine metabolic process; protein N-linked glycosylation
Cellular component (GO): membrane
Molecular function (GO): beta-1,4-mannosylglycoprotein 4-beta-N-acetylglucosaminyltransferase activity
Source: RefSeq, a predicted model, not a curated record